CCCAAAUCUCCCUCCAACCCCAAAGCUUGUAUCCUUCACUGAUAAAAAUGCAAACUUCAUCCGAACCCACUGAAAGCUUCCAUUUUUACAAUGAACCCAAAACCCCAAAUCACUAAACCCCCAAAACCCGACCCAAUGUCCCCGGAGCGCCGACCAUGGACCAUCGAUCCCGACCUUGACGGGAUCGACCUCGACGCCGCCGACUUCGCCUCCUCCCUCCCCCUCAAGAAAGUCCCCAACGGCGACGUUUUCGAGGCCUCACGCGCCGGCGACCGCCUCCGCUACCUCCUCGAGUCCGGAGUCAACGUCAGCGCGCGUGACCGUUGGGACUCGGUGGCGCUCUACUACGCCUGCCUCGCCGGACAUCUUGAGGCGGCGCGUAUGUUGCUGGAGAGCGGCGCUAUUUGCGAGGAGCAUACAUUUGACGGCGAUCGGUGUCAUUACGCCGCGCUGAAUUUGAAGGUGAGGAAGCUUUUGAAGGCGUUUGAGGCCAGGCCGCCGCUGCAGGCGGCGAUGAGAGAGACGUUCUUGGGCUGUGCGGCUAAUUGGGCCUAUUUGGAGCAGUUGAGUUGCACAAAGUUGAUCAAAGCUAGAAGGGGCUCAAAUCCGUACAACUUUGUUUGGCCUGAAGUAGUUCUGGGAUUUACUGGAACACGCAUAUCGGCACAUGUAGGCUUGAAGAGUUGAACUAAUUUAUUCACCAUGUACUAUUGAAUUUGUUAGAUUCAUCCUAUCAGGAUAUGCGGCAAGAUGAACAUCAUAGCUUCCAAUAGGAGCAGCUCAUUUCCCCAUUACCUCCACAGUAGAAGUCUCUUGUCACAUAUCUGCUCAUUCAGAGUUGCCAUUUUUUUUUUGUCAAAAUGUCAUUGAGGUAGAUCGUGAAUGAAUGCAAGACGGCACAGAAAUAUGAGCAUGUCCUUGGCCAUUGUUCAUGCCUCAUAGGUUCGAACGCGCUAGAAACAUUGUUCAUGUUCUCCUGUGUAGACAGUGUAGCCGAAAUGUAAAAACUAUUCUGUAAUUAUCUCUGGAUGCGAGUUCACUGAUUUGCAUUU
Messenger RNA from Argentina anserina (silverweed cinquefoil), 1052 nucleotides. RefSeq names its product BTB/POZ domain-containing protein At2g04740. The transcript has a single exon. NCBI's taxonomy places the organism in Eukaryota, Viridiplantae, Streptophyta, Magnoliopsida, Rosales, Rosaceae. Bases 91 to 687 code for a protein of 198 amino acids. The record is from RefSeq and is a predicted model, not a curated record. Gene Ontology annotation, molecular function: protein binding. Gene Ontology annotation, cellular component: ubiquitin ligase complex; cytoplasm.